GAAAAACUAAUGUUUACGAUGAAGUUGCUGCUUUUUAUCCUUUGGAUCGCCUUCUGCUCGGCAAUUCCUUUCUGGAACACCUCGGAAGUGCAGCCUUUUAUCACAAACGGAGAAAUGGCCGAGGUGGGACAGUUCCCCUACCAGGCUGGCAUAAACGUGUCCUUUGGGGAUCUGGGCUGGACCUGGUGCGGUGGGACCUUGAUUUCACACUAUUGGGUCAUCACGGCUGCCCAUUGCAUGGACGGAGCUGAGUCUGCGACCGUUUAUUUGGGAGCCACCAACAUUCAGGACGAAGAUGAGCCCGGGCAAAAGCGCUUCGUGGUGGACAAAUCAAGGAUAAUUGUCCACUCGAGCUACUUGGCCAGCACAACUGCCAAUGACAUCUCCCUCAUCCGUCUGCCCAGAUUUGUAAUUUUCACGGAUCGCAUUCGGCCAGCCAGUCUGCCACGUCGCGUCAACGGAUCCUUCCCCACAUAUGAGUCCCUCAAGGCCAUUGCCUCCGGCUGGGGACGGGAUAGUGAUGCCUCAGAAACAGUGUCUCCGGUUUUGAAGUAUGUAGAGAUGCCUAUAAUGCCACAGGCCGUGUGCCGGAUGUACUGGAGUGGCGCGGUCUCCGAGAAGAUGAUCUGCAUGAGUACUACUAGCGGCAAGUCCACCUGCCAUGGCGACUCCGGUGGUCCUCUAGUCUACAGGAAUGGAAACUCCACCUACUUGAUAGGAGCCACUUCCUUUGGCAGCAGCAUGGGCUGUCAAGUGGGUUUUCCAGCAGUCUUUACCCGCAUUAGCAGCUAUUUGGAGUGGAUUCUGGAUCAUGUGAUUGUCUCAUCAAAACCUAUAAAUUUUCUAUAAAUAGAUUAUCAUUAGAAAUAAUUUUUUUUAUAUUAAUAAAAUUAAGAAGGAAAAUAAAAACCUUUUAAAAUUAAAUAUGCACCCAUUAUUUUUAAGGAACUUUUCAUAUAUUAGCUUAUACUUAUUCGAUUAACGAAUGCUAUACCUUCCUGAUAUCAGCUUUGAACUAUCAUAUGGAGAAUUAAUCCUUGAUUACCUCAUAAAUCCUUCUUACCUCAGAUCUAGAAUAUCUGAUCUAAAAGACAAAGAACUACUUGAUUUUUUUGUCAAAUUUGCUAAAUGAAAUGGAAAAAUUGAACAAAAUUUAGGUAUGGAGCGUUUGUGUCCCUAUACCGCCCGAUCGGAGAUCUGUAUAUCUGCAUCCCUUGUAUUUACGUGGUGCUUUGUCUCCGCGAUUGUGGUUGGCGUGGAAUGUAAAUAUAAUAUUCUUAACUUUCUCAUCAAGAAGCCUUAAAAAAGACCCUGCCAUGCCAUAGUGAAGCCUAGUCUCUAUAAUAAAAUAUUUAUUUGGGUUAUGACGUACGGCACUAUAACGAGUAUUAUCCUACUGGUCGGUGCUAUUAUGAGGAACCAUAUCGUCCUGUACGUAUGGCUUUUCCUGUUCGGCCUCCUCAUUAUCCUAAGCUACUCCAUAUCGGGCUUCAUGCUGAAGGAGAACUGGAGCGGACAUGACCAAAAUCCAAAGUGGAACGAAAUCCUGAAAAUGAUCGUGCAUGUUGGGGCACUCAUUUUCCUUCUCGUUUUCUGCAUCCAUCUCAUGUUUGUGACCUAUUUCUAUGCCAGGUACCAAAAAACUGGCGAAGGUCCUGACUCUUGUUCCUUGUGUCCUCCAUUUUUAAAUUAAUGUCCCAAACUUUUCAAACUUUUCUCGGUUUUUGGAUAAAAAUCAUCAAGCUUUGUGAUUCAAAGAUUUAACAGUCAUUAGUAGACUGCUUAGAAUCAUAAUGAAUAACAAACUUUACCUAAAAUCUGUCUUAGUAAUCACAGUGACUAAAUUUUGACGACUUCAAGUGUAUUUUCCAAUUAUCUGUAAUGUUUUAAGCGCUUUUUUUGUAAUAUAAUUUGAUAGGAAUUUUCAUGACUGUA
Messenger RNA from Drosophila ananassae, 1935 nucleotides. Its product is annotated as brachyurin. The coding region runs from base 10 to 849 and encodes 279 amino acids. Gene Ontology annotation, biological process: proteolysis. The record is from RefSeq and is a predicted model, not a curated record. The transcript has 3 exons. Lineage: Eukaryota; Metazoa; Arthropoda; Insecta; Diptera; Drosophilidae. Gene Ontology annotation, molecular function: serine-type endopeptidase activity.